AUGCCUCCAGGGAGCAGAGGACGAGCUGGCAAGUUCAGCAAGCCUACUAGAGGAGGCGGCAAGAAGUUUAGCAAGAACCUCACUCCUUUAGAUGCAGAUGGCAAUCCAACCAGCAUGUGGGGAGACCAGCGUGAUGCCAAAGCUCAGUCGUCGUCUUCAGAAGAAGACUCAUCAGAGGAGGAAUCAUCAUCAUCGGAAGAAGACCCGGACAAACCUCCUAUGACACGUGAACAGCGUCGUGCUGCCGCCAAAGCAAAGAAAGAAGCAGCUAUCAAGAAAAAGUCCUCAAAAGCCGCCGCUCCAGGUGACCUACCAUCAUCUUCGUCUGAGGAAGAAGACGACGAUGACCUUGCCCCCGCGAACCCAAACCAUACCGCCAAAUCCCGCUCCCAAGCCUCCGCUGCUCCCAUCCAACCUACAGAUGGCCCCUCCAAAUCAUCAAAGUCUACACCCGUCAGUCAGCUCUCCCGUCGCGAGCGUGAAGCUCUCCAAGCACAGCAAGCAAAAGAGCGAUACCAGAAGUUGCAUGCCGAAGGCAAGACCGACGAGGCCAGAGCAGAUCUGGCGAGGUUGAGUCUGAUCAAAGAUAAGCGAGAGCAAGAGGCCGCAAGAAAAAAGGCAGAAAAAGAGGAGAAGGAAAGCCUAGAACAGGAGCGACAGAAGGAACAAGAUGCGAAAGAGAGCAAGAAGAGGGAGGCUGCUAUGGGCUCUGGUGGGGCCAGCGGGAAAGGCGGCAAAAAAAAGCCAUGA
Letharia columbiana is the source of this 750-nucleotide messenger RNA. RefSeq lists its product as uncharacterized. Gene Ontology annotation, cellular component: cytosol. Gene Ontology annotation, molecular function: RNA binding. The transcript has 3 exons. The record is from RefSeq and is a predicted model, not a curated record. NCBI's taxonomy places the organism in Eukaryota, Fungi, Ascomycota, Lecanoromycetes, Lecanorales, Parmeliaceae. The coding region runs from base 1 to 750 and encodes 249 amino acids.